AUGCGCCACAGCCUAGGACGCGAGCGAAAAUCUCGGGCCAAACGGCGAGGACCGCGUGCUUCUCAAGCGUGCGAUGCAUGCGCAGCCGCAAAAGCUCGAUGCGAUAACAACGAGACUUGCCAGCGGUGUCAUCGGCGACACAUCCCUUGUACACGACCAUGGUUGGAGGCUGACGAGACUGCCAACACCACGGGUACUUACUGGCAAUCGCACAAGUCCACAAACCAGGAUCGCGCUGAACCCCAGCAACCUCCGUACAGUGCAACUCUAGACUGGUUGGCACUAGACGCUAGUCGUGGUGACCAGGAAGUACGCGACUUCUCGCCGCAGGAUACCGAUUUUUCUCUCGGUAACCUGGAUGGGAUGAACUACCUCGCAGACCUGAUGAUGCAGGGCUCAAGCCAGGGGACGCCGGAUGACUCGCUCGAGACAAAUGAUAUAAUUCCCUUGUUUCCCACCGCAGACGCAGAUUUGUCUGCAUGUUUCUUUGAUCCCUUGCCCACUACCCAGCCGGCUCCGAGCACCGGCCACUCCCCGCCUGCACAGAGCCAAUCCCCGGAAGUUCUCCAAGCCUUUGAAAAUACCGUUGGUCGGUGGGACCCGGAUCUGGAGGACCACCGCGCAGCCGAAGAGAAGAACCUAUCCCUCUCCCAUGGCUUGAGUUGGAAUCAAGACCAUCUGGCCUAUCCGCCCCUGCGAAUCCUGGAUGACCAAACCGCGUCCCAAGCUCGCGACAGCCUGCUUACCAUGAUCCUCAGCACCUGCGAGCCCGCAAAUAUCGCCCGCAUUGUAUCAGCCUUUCCCCCUGCCAGUAUUCUCGACGGGCUCUUGAAUCGAUUUUAUACGACCCAUGCGCUUGACGAGGACACAUGGAUCCAUAUACCGACCCUGGUAUCCACCACAAUGCCCCCGGAGCUUCUGGCUGCCUGUAUAUCAUCAGCUGCAAUGAGGUCUUCGAGUAGCGCAAUUCGCGUAUUUGGGAGUGCUCUACACGCAGUGCUUCAUCCGUAUUUGUUCCACGUCUUUGAGAAGAGGAUUGCGCGAACGCGUCAAAUACAGCAGAUCCAGGCACUCGCCUUAUUCAUUCAUACAGGGUUCUGGAGCGGGAGUAAAAGGAGAAUGGAAAUCGCGGCAGCCAUUGUGGGAUCAGCUUUGACCAUGCUACGUAGUGGCUGUCAUUAUCGUGCUUCGACGAAUACCAAUGUUAGUCCGAAUGCUGAAGACAUUGGCGAUAGACUCGAUAAAAAGUGGCGGCACUGGGUAGAGGAGGAAUCGUGGAAGCGAAUGGUCUUCCACAUGCAUAUUCACUGCUCGCAAGAAUCCCUGGCAACGGGCACUCGUACCCCCCUUUCAUAUGGGGAGCUCUCGGCGUCCUUUCCCUAUAAUCGAGCACUCUGGAUGGCACAAACUGCAGAUCAGUGGAAGGAAACAUACUUCCGCCUCGAAGCAGACCGGGAGCGACCCUCACAACCUUGUCUGCGAGACUAUCUGGCCAAUCCACGCCGACUGGCUGCGAUCCCGCGGCUCUACGAUGCCCAUUUAGCGCGCCUGAUUGUGCUCCAUGCUAUAACAGCCAUGAUAAAAGACCACUGGCAGUCUCACAGCACCAUCAUCUCAAACGAGCUGGAUACGCUGCGCUUGUCCCUCGCCUCCGCCGAAACCUCGCAUAAUCGCCUCGUCCACAUCCUAGAAACUAUUCACCACGGGUACAAUGACACCACCACCCGCUUGUCGCCAUCUCCACCGGAAAGCAGCAUGCUGACGGCCGAGUUACUUCUCAUGCACCUCUUUACUCCCUUUGAGCAGGUCGAAGUCGUCGCCGGCCGCGAGGGCCCCGAUGAAGCCAAAGCCACCUACCCACUCCUCCAGGAACGGUGCCACAGCACUCAGGCGCGCAGGGCAGUCUGGCACGCGGGCCAAGUCGUCCGCCAUCUGCGCGAGCUCGGCGGGGAAUCCUUCACGGAAUUCCUCGCUGUUGCCGCGUACCAGGCAAGCCUAUGCCUCUAUCUGUACGGAAUCAUGGCUCCCAAAAGCGAGGACAUAUCAGUAGCGACUCCUGCGAGUGAGGUUGUCCUCGACGCAGCUGAUUCCCUCGCUGCGCAGAAAUGGAUUCGCUCCGGCUGUGGGGUCCCGGUUUUGCAGGGGGUCCAGGUCUUAUCCUCAUCCUCAUUAUCCCCUUCUUACAGGGGGAAUUGUCCCCUGCACGCCGGUGGCGCCGUCUUACUGCGCAUUCGCGAGGUCUUGCUCGCGAAAGCCUCGCAGAAGAAGAAUAUUUUACCGCUCGUUUCUGGGAUUUGUGAUUUGAUCCUGGCGUUGAGUAAUUCGAAAAUUGACCAGCGAUAA
Messenger RNA from Aspergillus calidoustus, 2343 nucleotides. The record is from the annotation of a GenBank genome assembly. Lineage: Eukaryota; Fungi; Ascomycota; Eurotiomycetes; Eurotiales; Aspergillaceae.